UAAUUGGUAUUUGUCGUGCGCGCCGCGUUCAUAAACCGUUCGCACCGUGUCCAUGUUUUUGUCAUCGCAUUGACGCAUUCACUAUAUUUCAGCGAUCAACAGUUCCACUACGACUGUGUGCGCAGGGCGAACGCAUCGGCCGCCGUGCUCCUUGUGAUCAUCUCUCCGCCGCCGAUUUAUCAGCGUUCUUUUACCGUAAAAUGUUGUUGUAGUAGUGUGUCGUGUGUGAAUACUAAACAGUGUGAUUUUGUCGUUAUCAUUAUCACGUCGUUUUUUCCAUUUAAAUUUUAUUAAUUAAAAUUAAUUACAGUUUUUUUAAUUUAUUAUAGUGUUACCUUACCUAUUUAAAAAAGUACAUUUAUUUUUAUUAUAACUUCUCUUAAACGAUGAUCCACGUAAACUCUUAACUGCGGUCGUUGAGAACUACUGUUGUAGUAACACUUGUCUAUAGUACGCGAUAUUGCGGCAUAUUAUUUAAAAAUAUUAACAAAUAAAAACAUUCGUCGAUUCGCCGCGUGUCUUGUGUGUGCGGGGCAUAAAUGUGUGUCUAGAAAUUUUGUUUUUCGCAGUGGGCACCCAUCAGCCUUUGAAAUGCCUGCUGAAGAUGAUUCGUCCGUGUUGUCCAACAUCUGCGUGGGCCCUGAAUGGCUGGCCACCGAACUGUCGUCCAGUAACAGGGGUCAGUUGCUCAUACUGGAUUGUCGUAGUUCGAUGGACUUCUCAGAGUGUCACAUCCGCGAUGCGGUCAACUUCAGCAUACCUACUAUCAUGCUGAGGCGGUUGGCUGCCGGUAAGAUCGACUUGGCAUCCACAGUCAAGUGCACUGAUCUCAGACAGCAAAUUGUCAAUGCAUACAAGGAAAGAGCGUUUGUGCUAUACGGUGACGAGCGUUUGGAUGAUCGCAAGACUACUUCGCCCGUAUCAGACACGAUGAUUGUGUUGGCCAAGCGGUUGCUGAAGGAUGGAUGCAAGGUUCACUGUUUGAACGAGAGUUUCCACGCGUUCCAACAAUCGUGUCCAGAAUGGUGUGAAUCGUUUUUGGAACGUUGCGCCCGGGCCAACGAUGACAUGACCGGUUACAUUGGCGACACGGACACCCUGAUGGGAUUGCGGUCGCUGCACAUCACCCCAUCAAUUGUGCCUCACACCCGGAACGCACGCCGCCAGCACCAGUUACUGUCCGUCCUCAGCACAUCACCUGAGAGUUCCGGUGGUUCGGACAUCGACAGCCUGUCUGACGUGGACAGCUCCAGUUCGAUACUUGGCUACGACGAGGACCGUGACUUUCCCGUAGAGAUCCUACCCGACCUGUUCCUUGGUAACGCGACCAAUUCGGAAGACUUGGAAUGGCUCAAGAAACACCGGAUAGAGUAUAUUUUGAACGUUACAUCGGACUUGCCUAACACUUUCGAAGAACAAGGACAUAUCAAGUACAUGCAGAUACCCAUUUCCGAUCAUAUGGGACAAAACCUUGCCAGCUUUUUCCCUCAAGCAAUAGAAUUUAUUGACAAGAGUCGGGCGCAGAAAAAAGGCGUCCUGGUGCACUGUCUGGCGGGCAUAUCGCGUUCGGUAACGGUGAUGCUGGCGUACCUGAUGGCCCAUCGGCAAUUGACGCUGAACGAGGCGUACAACAUGGUGCUGAAACGCAAGGCGAACAUCGACCCGAACUUCCACUUCAUGCAGCAGCUACACUCGUUCGAGAAGCAGCUGCUGGACGCCCGGACUCAGUCCAAGCAGCAGUCGGGCAACUCGACGGGCUCGUCGACGUCCAGCUACCUGAGCCCGCUGUCAACGGCCGUCCAGAGUCCGGACAGCGGCAUUGAAUUCGACCGAUGGACGCCCGGUACCGGCGGAUGAGAAACGUUUGAGGGCGACGACCAACACCGACGAUCGCCCCAGACCAAGUAUCGCUUCUGACCGAACGCCGCCACUUCAUGUAUUAUUCUACAAUAACUACUAUACUAUUACUACAACUACUACUACUACUAUUACUACUAUUACUAAGCAGUCGUCAUAACUUUCGUUUAAUAAACAUUUUUUUUUUUUAAAUGCCCAAUUAGACGUACAUUAUUUUUUUUUUAAAUGAAAACUUCAAAAAAAUGUUAUUAAAUUCUAUUCUGUGUCAAGUGUCAACGUAUUUUAGCUUAACGCGCGCAACAUACUUCGAUUAUAUACGACUGCUCCCUCCCCCAUUUUUGUCAAUAGUGCUCAUCAUACUUAUUAUUAUUAUUUUUUUAAUUUUAAAUUGCACAAUUCUUUAAUUUAUUAUUUUAUCCGUAUUGUUAAAGACUAAUAUUAUAUAAUUUUUAUAAGUUAUACCAUCGAUUAUUUUUUCGAUACUUAUUGCAUACAAUGUUCCAAGCCAGUGUAACUACGCGUUAAAAAAAAAUAAUAAUAAUAAUAAUAAGGAUUUUUAUCAUUGCGUUUCAUUGAUGAGGUGCUGAAACACUAUUUUUUGUAUAAUAUCCAUUCAAGUAUUACAUUUACCACCUGCAAUGUGGAACAUGUUGUCUAUUUUAAAAUAAUUGUCAUUGUUAUAUAUUUUAUACUUAAUUUAUUUAUGUUGUACUGUAAAUGUUUAUAUUUCUAGACUGAUUUAUGGUCCGAUGCCAUUUAAUUUAUUCGUUCGGCGAUUUUAAAUUAGCUGUAUUAUUGAUGACGUUCAUGUUAAUAUUAUAUGAUUGAUUGUGUGAAAAUCAAUUUUUUUCUCAUUAUCUUCGUUAGACUUAGAUCUUAAAAUUAAAACAUGUGUUUGUAUGUCAUUAAGUGUUGUAACUAUUAAUUUAUUUUUAAAUUCAAAUUACAACGUUUAUACAUUACUUUAUUAUAUUAUAUUAUAUUAUUAUAAUACAUUAAAAAGAUUUUUAAAGUCUAUUCCAUAUUUUAAUAAAUUAUAAUAUUAACAUGGGUUACCACUUAAUGAAAUGAUGGCCAAUUGUAUAAAAUUUUAAAAUGUAAGCAAAUGAUUGUAUUUUGUAUUAGGCCCUAUAUUUUGUAAUUAUAGUGCCAUAACCAACCUCAGACGAUUGAGGUAAACAAUAUAAAUGUGUGUUAAUGUAAACAAUUAUGAUAUAUGAUAAUAAUAAAUAUAUUUAAAAGUAUAA
Acyrthosiphon pisum (pea aphid) is the source of this 3104-nucleotide messenger RNA. It is a transcript of the gene Mkp3, whose product is annotated as Mitogen-activated protein kinase phosphatase 3. Gene Ontology annotation, molecular function: MAP kinase tyrosine/serine/threonine phosphatase activity; MAP kinase tyrosine phosphatase activity; protein tyrosine/threonine phosphatase activity. Gene Ontology annotation, cellular component: cytosol; cytoplasm. The record is from RefSeq and is a predicted model, not a curated record. Bases 592 to 1857 code for a protein of 421 amino acids. The transcript has 4 exons. Gene Ontology annotation, biological process: peptidyl-tyrosine dephosphorylation; negative regulation of MAPK cascade. NCBI's taxonomy places the organism in Eukaryota, Metazoa, Arthropoda, Insecta, Hemiptera, Aphididae.